Messenger RNA from Lipotes vexillifer (Yangtze River dolphin), 1570 nucleotides. It is a transcript of the gene ERLIN2, whose product is annotated as ER lipid raft associated 2. Lineage: Eukaryota; Metazoa; Chordata; Mammalia; Artiodactyla; Lipotidae. The record is from RefSeq and is a predicted model, not a curated record. Gene Ontology annotation, cellular component: endoplasmic reticulum; endoplasmic reticulum membrane. The coding region runs from base 66 to 1085 and encodes 339 amino acids. Gene Ontology annotation, biological process: SREBP signaling pathway. The transcript has 12 exons. Gene Ontology annotation, molecular function: ubiquitin protein ligase binding; cholesterol binding.
CGGUUGCACUGGGGUUCGGACGAGUACGGAACGCCUGGAGGGACAGCCUGGGUGAACGCUCACUGAUGGCUCAGUUGGGAGCAGUUUUGGCUGUGGCUGCCAGUUUCUUGUGUGCAUCUCUCUUCUCAGCUGUGCACAAGAUAGAAGAGGGACAUAUUGGGGUGUAUUACAGAGGCGGUGCCCUGCUGACUUCCACCAGCGGCCCUGGCUUCCAUCUCAUGCUCCCAUUCAUCACAUCCUAUAAGUCUGUGCAGACCACACUCCAGACAGAUGAGGUGAAGAAUGUACCUUGUGGGACAAGCGGUGGCGUGAUGAUCUACUUCGACAGAAUCGAGGUGGUGAACUUCCUGGUCCCACACGCAGUGUAUGACAUAGUGAAGAACUACACUGCCGACUACGACAAGGCGCUCAUCUUCAACAAGAUCCAUCACGAGCUGAACCAGUUUUGCAGUGUCCACACGCUUCAGGAGGUCUACAUCGAGCUCUUCGAUCAGAUUGAUGAAAAUCUCAAACUGGCUUUGCAACAGGACCUGACCUCCAUGGCCCCCGGGCUCAUCAUCCAAGCUGUGCGGGUGACAAAGCCCAACAUACCUGAAGCCAUCCGCAGGAACUACGAGCUGAUGGAAAGUGAGAAGACGAAGCUUCUGAUUGCUGCCCAGAAGCAGAAGGUGGUGGAGAAGGAAGCCGAGACAGAGCGCAAGAAGGCCCUCAUUGAGGCAGAGAAAGUGGCUCAGGUGGCAGAAAUCACCUAUGGGCAGAAGGUGAUGGAGAAGGAGACAGAGAAGAGAAUUUCGGAAAUCGAAGAUGCUGCGUUUCUGGCCCGGGAGAAGGCCAGGGCGGAUGCCGAGUGCUACACUGCCAUGAAAAUAGCCGAAGCAAAUAAGCUGAAGCUGACCCCUGAGUAUUUGCAGCUGAUGAAGUACAAGGCGAUCGCUUCCAACAGCAAGAUUUACUUUGGCAAAGACAUCCCUGACAUGUUCGUGGACUCCGCGGGCAGCCUGGGCAAGCACUUGGAGGCGCUAGCUGACAAGCCGAGCUUUGGCGUGGAAGAGGAGCCCUCGGAGGCAGACGCCGAGGAGAACUGAAUGUUUCUGCCCCCGGCCGCACAUGACCCUCAAAGAGAUCUUUAUUUUUUAAUGAUGAACCAGCCCUCCCUUCCACACUACCUUCUUUGACUCUCUUCCACGUACUGUGGUGAAAAAAGAAGAAACGGACUUAAACCUAUUCCCCUUCCUGGGAAGCGGGGGCAGGGACUGAUGAAUUGGGGUUUUCUUCAGGUAAGUAGGUUACGUGACUUCUGUUAAGAUUUGGAAACCAUGGGCUAGACCUUUGACCUGCAGGCACUGAUUUUUGCCCUUUUGAAGCUGGCUUAAUUAGGGAUGCUAUUAAUAAGGAGUGGGAGAAAUGCAGGGUGUCGCCUCCAAUCGGACUGCCCUUAUUUGGGGAAAGGCAGUCCAGUGUUCUCAUCGUGCCUCCAAGGUGGGAGAUGCCCGUGGGUGAGGCCCAGCUACCGAGCAAAUAUGUGCUUGUAAGUUUGCCAGCAGAGCUGUGGAGAAACGGCUGCGGUGGA